UGUAAACAUCACCAAUAAUUUAGAUGCGUAGGGGAUUGAUUUGUUCCAUGAACAGGGAGCUGCAUGCCGAAUGAUUUUCCUCAUUCAAUUCUCUGGCCGGAAUAAGGUCUCUCUGGAGAUUUUCUUUUCAUCGCACCUAUAGCUAAUCAUCGUUUUAUCUAUUCCUGUUUAGGUACGGCGUGAUUGCCGGCAACCGGCGAGCGAUCUUUCAUAAGGUUCCACAAUUCAGCUGUUAGAUUUCUUCGGUUUUUGGUUCCUUUCAAAAUGGCUGCUGGAAGUGGUAGUAGCCAACAGAAUCUUAGAAAAGCUAUUCUAGCUAUUAGAGAUUCUACUAAGGUUGGAAUCGCCAAAGUCAACAGUGAAUAUAAGGAUCUAAAAGUUUCCAUUCUUAAAGCCACAAACCACCUUGAAGUCCUGCCAAAAGAGAAGCAUGUAAGAAAUAUUCUUGGUGCAGUUUCUGGUUCGAGACCCCGAGCAGAUGUUGGUUAUUGCAUACAUACACUUACAAGGCGUCUUGGCAAAACACGUAAUUGGGUGGUUGCACUGAAAACUUUAAUUGUCAUACAUCGUGCAUUGAGGGAAGUUGAUCACUCAUUUUGUGAGGAACUAAUUUACCACAACCAAGGUGGAGGUCAUUUGUUGAAUUUAUCACAUUUCAGGGAUGACUCAAGCCCCAGUGCAUGGGAUUAUUCCACUUGGAUCCGUUCAUAUGCUCUGUAUAUUGAGGAGUGCCUGGAAUGUUUCCGUGUGCUAAAAUAUGAUUUCCAUAGGGAUCAUACGAGAACGAAGAAGUUUGACACUCCUGCCUUGCUCGAGCACUUACCUGCUUUGCAACAGCUUCUUUUCCGCCUUCUUGGUUGCCAGCCAGUUGGAGCAGCUCGAUACAAUUUCAUCAUUCAGUAUGCCCUUUCAAUUGUUGCAGCAGAAAGCGUGAGGCUUUAUGUGGGAAUAACAGAUGGUGUACUUAUUUUGGUUGACAAGUUUUUUGAGAUGCAACGUCGUGAUGCUGUCAAAGCACUUGAAAUCUAUCGGAGGGCAGGAGAACAAGCCCAGAAGUUGUCUGGGUUCUUUGAGAUGUGCAGGAGUCUUGAAUUUGGACGCAAGCAGAAGUACGUCAAAAUAGAACAGGCCCCCGCUUCAUUUUUAACAGCCAUGGAAGAGUAUGUAAAGGAUGCCCCAGAAGCAUUACUGCUUCCCUGGAGAGGUGGCCAACUCGAUGAUGAUAACUACAGUACUCCAAAAGUGAUUGUUGUUCCUGGGGCUAAUGUGGAGACUGAUUCUAAGCAAGACAUUAAUGAAGAAGGAUCAAACCCAUAUGCUGAUUGUCAGGAGGGCACAAAAACUGAGAAGCGUGAUACAGAUGCUGCACCACUGAUUCCUGAUUUGUUGAGCUGGGACGAGCCAAGUCAAGAAGAAUCUAAACAGGAUGCAGGAAAUUCUCUUCCUGAUUCAAUUAUUACACCAGAAGACUUGUCUGAUCCCACGAUAAGUUCAGAGUUGUCAAGUCAAUCACCUAGUUGGGAGCUUGCACUAGCUACAGUACCAGUUGUGGAACCAAGUUCUUACGUGUGCUUAGCUGCACCGAACAAGGGCGGUGUACUGGACAGAUCAAUACUGGACAGUUUAUACGAUACUGCAGUGAUGAAAGCAAAUACAAAUGGACCUUAUCAGAUUGCUAAUGUCUCUUCUAAUCCUUUUGAAGCGGAUGAUUAUAAUCAAGAGAUGUUUUAUGAUCCAAGCCGCGUAGGGCACCCUAGUUUCAUGCAGGUGCAGCAAGCAGCAUUCAUGCAGCAGCAAGCAGCUCCCCAACAAUCACAAGCAGUUGUCCCUUUUGAUUACAUGCAGAUUGCUGGAAUCACCCAACCGCAGCAACCAGCACUUGUACAGAAUCAAGAUUCAUCGUUUACCGGUGAUGAUUUCAUGCAGAUGAUUCCAAUGCCACAACCAGAAGUGUCGAUGAUGAUGCAGCAGCAAGACAUAUCAAUGGUUGGGAUUGAUUCCUCAAAUCCCUUCGGGAAUCCAUUUAUGGAGCAAGUCUCGUUGCCCGUUUCACCUCAGUCCCAACCUUCCACCUUAAGUUUGCUUUGAGUGAAUUGGGUGCAGCCAUUGAGGUGCAUGUUUGCAGUUAGUUUUCUCAGUAUGGUAACAUCAAGGAAUCGUCCAACACAAGUCUACAGGGUAUCUUCCAUCUCCUAUCGACACGAUUUCGGUAUUCUUCAUUCUUUUCUGGAGUAAAUAUAGAGAAAAAUAUGCAGUAAAAAUGCUUUACCACCAUCACUCUCUCUCUCUCUCUUCAGUUCCCAUUGGGUCUGUCCCAUUUAGAUCAAGAAGGUUUUAUGUUGAAGAUGCCUUGUAAUUUUUUGGUAUACCUUUAUAUUUGUAAGAUAUAGAUUAAAGUAGAAUCCAAUGAAUCCAGAAUUAGGUCACUAUCAUCCUUUCUUUCUGAGAAUAUUUGAAGGUUAAUU
Molecule: messenger RNA, 2465 nt
Organism: Sesamum indicum (sesame)
Lineage: Eukaryota; Viridiplantae; Streptophyta; Magnoliopsida; Lamiales; Pedaliaceae
Product: putative clathrin assembly protein At5g35200
Biological process (GO): clathrin coat assembly; clathrin-dependent endocytosis; vesicle budding from membrane
Cellular component (GO): clathrin-coated vesicle; clathrin-coated pit
Molecular function (GO): clathrin heavy chain binding; SNARE binding; phosphatidylinositol-4,5-bisphosphate binding
Source: RefSeq, a predicted model, not a curated record